Messenger RNA from Pyrenophora tritici-repentis Pt-1C-BFP, 1248 nucleotides. RefSeq lists its product as uncharacterized. Lineage: Eukaryota; Fungi; Ascomycota; Dothideomycetes; Pleosporales; Pleosporaceae. The record is from RefSeq and is a predicted model, not a curated record.
AUGUCCUCCCCUCAAUCAACCAGGGAAAAUUCAGCCCACGCUUCAGUUGACUUGACUGAUGAAGCAGUCACAAGCCUCCAAGGCCUUGAACUCGAGACACAGAAUCAACUCUCAGAGCUAGAGAACGACUACUAUCCUUCUAAUAGUGAGGAAUCCGAAGAUUCUGAUGACGAGGAAUUUGAACGCGCCGUUUCCUACAGCGUUGACCUCGUUUCCCAAGAAGACGCCGUUAACAAUGCCCCGGUAUAUACUCGCUCCCUCCUCGAAGCCUUGAAGACACACGUUAACCAUAUCAACCAAGAAUUUUUGAUUCCUCCUAUCCAGCGCACUCUCAAAAAGAUCUACGCACCAGGUCCGAAGGGCAAGCAGCCUAAGAUCUGGGACUCUUGCGGAAAGACAUGUGACAACAGCAUACAAGUUCAUUACUUCGCACCCGUAGAACUGUACCCAGGUUUCCAGCGACUAUACGGCUCACAAACCAGGCAAAUCUGCCUUAUGCGCCGCUACAACCGGUCAGAAAGCAGCAAAUAUGCCAACGAGGAAGAGCACUUCACCUUUCCCUACGCCAUCGCCACCCAUGCGCGCCUCCGCCUGCGAGACCUCUUCGCCUCGCUCGCAAAAACCCACGCCCCAAUCACGAAAGUCAUCUGUUUCGGUCUCGGCGCAAUCAACUUGGACAAAGCUUUCUACCGAUCCAGUAUACAACACAUGGCCAUGUUUACCAUCAUCGCUGCCCUACAAGAUGAGUACAAGAAGACAGAUGCAUCGCGCGCUGGUAUCAAGCUUCUGCUCCAGGAUCCUAAUUACGAGAUUAGGGAUCAUCUGCUACUCCAGCGACUCUGGCCGGGGAAAAAGGAAGACCUGGUCUUCGUUUCUGAUCCAGAUGGUCUGCUAGCUAUUGAUGCAGGCAUGAUUGUGGCAUCUGUAUAUCUCUCCAUUCAGGUGCCUUUGGUGCAAAUCAUCGCGAAUUUGUUCAAAGGGGAGUCUGAAGCAGGGCCAGCGAUGAUUAUUGGGGAUAAGAUGAAUGUUGAUCCGGCAAAAGCGUCGUAUUCGCUGCAAGAACGUGGAGCACCUCAUGUCGCGCGUUUCUUGAGCCAGCGGUAUGAGAAGAUAGAUAGUGGGUUUGAAGACCACGGGCUGGAGGACGAGUUCGGAGACGAUGUUUUUGGGAAGCGCUGGAUGCAUCGGAACCAGUUUUACUGGCUCAAUGAUAUGGAACUUUGGGCGAAGGUGUCUAGGGAGCAGUGA